UUGUUGAAAUUGACUGUGUUUUGUUUUAUAAAUUCAAAAUUCCUUUACUUCACAUUACAGUUUGUUGUAUAAAAAUGUCUGAUCAAAAUAAAAGUAAAAGCAUGUUUACUAAAUCUUCGGAGCAACUUAAUAAACAGAUUUUGGAAUAUUAUUAUAAAUUUGGACAGAAUCGAGAUCUAGAAAAGUAUUUGAGACUGAAUACAAAAACUAACAAAUCAUCUAGUGAAGGUAGCUUGAGUGGCCUAUCUAAAUAUUCAAGCGAUAUUUAUACUAAAAAUGAGGGUCGGCAAGCAAAAUCGUUAGAUUAUUUUGAAAAUAUAACAAAUAGUGACGAAGCGCAAUGCGAUGAGAAAUUUGGAGAUAACAUAUUGGAAUUUGAAAACUUAUCAAUAGAAAAUGAAGGUGAUAAAUUAAAUCAAAAAGAAAACACAAGUUUAAAAAAUUUUUCAACCGAAAUUGAUUUGAAUGAUACGUGCGAUUCAAGCAAAAAAUCUGCAAAACGAAAUUUGAUUGGUGACUGUAAUAAAUCUCUUAAAAAAGACAAGUCAAUAGAUUUGAAACUAGUCCAAAGAGAAAAUAAAGUCAAAGCAAAUUCAAACUUAGGCCAAAAAGAAAAAUUAUUAGAGUGGGAUUCGCUUGGCGAUGUCGGCUAUAAUAAACCAUUUGAAAGCUCCAAUCUAUGUAGGUCAAUGUCAACUAUAGAACGAUCAGUAUUGAAAGGAUUUUUCGCAGAUAAAGGUAUAGAAAUUAGUUUUCCAACAGAUAAAAUAACUAAGGAUAAUAAAGGAGAUUGUGAAAGAUGGCGCACUGUCUUGGAAAAUGUAAAGAAAAAAUACUCUAGUUCACCUAACUUGCUUAGAAAAAAUUCUAUCGAAACAUCUAUUAAUAAAACCAAUCAACAAGAAACUAUUCAAAAACGGGAUUCGCUGCUGAGGAAAAAAGCGGAAGCACAUCCUGAAAUUUCAAGUAUAGAAAAAUGGUGUCAAACAAGUAUAAUUGGCAAAGAAAAUCAAUUAGUACAGUGUAAUUUUUCUACAUCCAAUAGUGCAGUAGAAGAUCAAAGUGUUACAUCUCAAUCCAGUUUUAUAUAUGUUGCGCAAGAAUUCGAAAGCACCGGAAAUAAUUCUGGACAAACGAGCACAACAAAUGAGUCGCAUACCGUGGAAACAUUCGUGAAUAAAAAAUUACACGAAUCAGUUCAUAAAUAUAUUGAAAGCAAAAAUUUGAAAAAUGUUAAUGCAAAAACGAAAGAAAUUGAUCUUGGAAUUUCGCUAUUAUGCUCUCUGAUUGAAUCUAACAAUUUCAACAAUCAUCAAAAAAAAAAGUUAGCUCAGAAAAUUGUUUUAAAAAUUACAAAACAUCGUCCCAUUACUACAGAAAAAUUAAAGGAAGAUUCCUCCAUAAAUAGCAUAGUUAGUAAUAUUGAAACCUUAAGUAGUACAUCAAGCUCUGAAAUCAAAAUAACAAGUAGAAAAGCUUCCGUCGAUGUCGGAACACAAAUUACAAUUGGCUUAGACCAACUUCAUCCUGAUAGGAUGAAUUUAGAAAGCGGAAGUUUCUUAAAAUCUUCCGCUUUGAAAACACAAAGUUCUUCUCAAGGAAAAAAUGUUUCAAGAAAUAAUAUUGAACGUUCAAGUAAAUCUACAGCACAUCAAAUAGAUGAAUCCAGGAAAGUUAAUCAGUUUUCUAAAGGGAGUAAUCCGCAAUUAUUUGAGACUAUGAAAGAAUGGUUAGAACCAUUGACUAAUUCUGAAUUUGAGUAUGACAAAAAACUGAAAAAUAAAUCAAAGGAAAAUAUAAAUGCUCACGAAAAAGUUAAAUCUCUUGAAAUUUUAGAAAAAAAAAGAACAGCGCUGGACAGUGAAAGCGAUAUUCAGAAAAAGAUUCAUCUUAGUUGGAUCGAAACCGAAAUCAAAAGAUUAGAAAAUUUAAAAAGUUUACUGAUAAAUGAAGAUAACAAAAAAGAAUGUAAUGUUCAAUGCUCUGAAAACACGGAAGAAGAAAAAUCAAACAAACUAAGAGAAUAUGACAGUGUUUUUGAGUCGAAUCAUCUAACUAAGAAGUUACCAGAUACAAAAAGGAGCCUAAAACCGCCAACCUACAACGACAGAAAUUUUGGCUCCAGAUUAAACGAACAUAAAAUAAAAAAAAUUUUAGAAAACAUUUCGAAUACUAUCAGUGAAUCUCAAAUGACGCGAUCAAAAUUGAAAACUCCUAUUAAGGAAAACAAUGACCAUGAUUCAAGUGACAGUAUCAGAACUUUUGCUCAAAACAGAAAACGAGAGUUCAUCGAAAACUAUAAAAUUGCUCAUUCCAGCAUACGAAGUUAUGAUCAUCCAAUGGUGUCAGAUCACUAUUCCGAGCCAGGGUAUAAAAAUAUUCCAAUCGCAAAUAAAGACUUUAUUUUUGGCUCAAAAUAUUGUAAUACUAGUGAAUCAACUUUGAAUGAUUUUAUUUCAUCAGAAUCAAUUUCAAUUCCCGUAGUGAAUAGCGGUAAUAGCUCAACUUCAACUACUCAUCAAUAUGAUGCUACGGCAAUUGAUGGAAUUGGAGUUCAAACUUCUGAUUCCGUACUGCAAACUACGCCAAUAUUUGGCUUUCUUAAGGAAAAAAAAUGUGAAAACGAUAGGAAUGAUCACACGAAUAAAACAACCCGUGUUUAUGGUCCCAAAGGGAAAAGUGAACAAAUUCAAGUUAAACCACAAACAAUUUCAUAUACAAUUAAAGUAGGGGAUAAUGAAAAGACCGAAGUAAAAUAUAAUGAAAACUUAAGUUUGCGCGACCAUCUUCAGUCUCAAUGCCCGAGGUUUUGUGAAAGAUCAUCUAAAAGACAAGAAAUUUUGAAAGAAAUGCAAAGGUUAAGAAAGGAGAGGGAAGAAAAAAUUAGAAAUAUUGCAGAGAACACAAGCUUAAAUUCAAUCAAUAGAAAGUUAAACUACAUUCCGCCGCCAGCUACCAAGUGCAUUCGAGUUUUUUCAACAAAGGAAAUGAAAGCCUUAACAAGAAAAAAACAAAAAUGUUUACCUGAAGUAGUGAACAAAGUAGAAAAAGAGAAAAAAGAGAAGCACCGCAAGGGAACUAAAAUUUUGACUGAUGUUUUCAAUAAACGUUUGCAAAGGCAAGUUCACAAAGGAAAACUUUCGUUGGAACAUAGUAUUACAGUAAUAUAAAGCCUACAUAUAUUAAAAAUUAUAAAGUAAACUUAAAGUUAUACAUAAUUUGUAUUUUCGAAUUAAAGAUAAUGUUGUAUUUAU
Messenger RNA from Condylostylus longicornis, 3254 nucleotides. RefSeq names its product centrosome-associated protein Alms1a-like. The record is from RefSeq and is a predicted model, not a curated record. Lineage: Eukaryota; Metazoa; Arthropoda; Insecta; Diptera; Dolichopodidae. Bases 75 to 3170 code for a protein of 1031 amino acids. The transcript has a single exon.